AUGCGGCGACAGGCAGGCAAGCCCGUGGCAGCGUGCCGGGGCAGCGGGGCACUGGGCUUUGCCAGCAGCAUGCUGCUGCUGAGCCGCUCCGCUCUUCAUCUCCCAGCCUUGUGGUGGUACCUCUUCCUCUCUGCCGAUGCCCAGGAGGUGGCCACGUUCACGGUGCAAUACCGGGUGUUCGAAGAAGUGCCACCGGGAACGGUGAUAGGGACUCUGGCCGAGCACUUUGAGGGGGGUGAGAGCGGUGAAACAGCGGAUACCUUCCAGCUGAUGGAGACCCCCGGGAGGUUCCCGCUGCAUGUGGGGAGCGGGGAUGGGAUGCUCAGCACGGCCGGGCGGGUGGACAGGGAGCAGCUGUGCCGGCACAGCGAUCCCUGCUGGGUCUCGUUUGAUGUGCUGGCUGCCCGAAACCUGGCUCUGAUUCAUGUGGAGGUUCAAGUGCUGGAUGUCAACGACAACGCGCCGCAGUUCCCCACGCCCGAGCUGGAGCUGGAGAUGUCGGAGAGCGCAUCCCUGCGGACACGGAUCCCACUGGAUCGAGCCCUGGAUGCCGAUGCUGGCCCCAACGCCCGCUGCUCCUACGCCCUUUCCCCCAGCGAGCACUUUGCUCUGGAGGUCGUCUCCAGCUCCGAUGGGACGAGGCAUGCGGAGCUCGUCGUGGUUAAAGAAGUGGACCGGGAGCUGCACUCCUCCUUUGACCUCGUGCUGACAGCCACUGAUAAUGGGGAGCCGCCAAAAUCAGGUACCGCUUCAAUUAAAGUCAUUGUCCUCGACUCCAACGAUAACAGCCCUGUCUUUGCCGAGAGCUCUUUGACGGUCGAGGUUCGGGAAGAUGCUCUGCCCGGGACCCUCCUCGUGACGGUCACAGCCACGGACCCCGACCAGGGUCCCAAUGGGGAGAUCGAGUACAGCCUGAGCAAGCACGCACCCCCAGAGGUGCUGAGCGCUUUUGGCAUCGACACCCGCACAGGCAGCAUCAUCCUGAAGCAUCCACUGGACUACGAGGAAACCCACGCCUACGAGCUGGAUGUGCAAGCCCGGGACCUGGGUGCUAACCCAAUCCCAGCACAUUGCAAGAUCCUGGUCAAAGUCCUGGACGUCAAUGACAACGCUCCCGACGUCCAUGUCACCUGGGCCACGCGGGUGCCUGUGCUCUCCGAAGCCCUUCCCAAAGACAGCUUUGUGGCUCUGGUGACGGCCAGUGACCCCGACUCGGGAAGCAACGGGCAAGUGCAUUGCUCCCUCAGCCAAGGGUACGAGCAUUUCAGGCUGAAGAGGACCAACAGCCACAGCUACGUGCUGAUGACCAACGCUACGCUGGACAGGGAGCUGCGUGCCGAGUACAACCUGACGCUGGUGGUGCGGGACCAGGGUGACUUCUCCCUCGCCGUGCUGAAGCACCUCACUAUCUGCAUCAGCGACGUCAACGACAACGCCCCCUCCUUCGAGAAGGCCACCUAUGAGGUUGCUGUUGCUGAGAACAGUGAAGCACCUGCCUUCUUGCUCACCAUCCGUGCCACCGACCCCGACCUGGGUUUAAAUGGUAAAAUCACCUACAGCAUCCUGGACUCCUCUGCUUUGGGUCUGGUCUCAAUCGACCCCACCACUGGGGAUGUUUUUGUGCUCCAAGCUUUUGAUUAUGAGCAGGUGAGGAGCCUGGAGUUCCUGGUGACCGCGGAGGAUGGUGGUCACCCCAAGCUGACGUCCAACGUCUCCAUCAGGCUGGCUGUGCUCGACCGGAAUGACAACGCACCCGUCAUCACCACGCCGGUGCUGGUGGGAGGUGCAGCCAUGCUCUCUGUCCUGGUCAAUGUGGAGACGGGGUGCUUCUGGGUGGUUCCCGGGAAUGGGAGCACCCAAGGGACUGCAGUGGUGACCAAUGCAACACUCGUGUCCUGUGCCAGCGCUCCCUUCCUCUUCACCAUCACGGCCAGGGAUGAGGACUCUGGCAUCAAUGGGGCUCUCCGGUAUGAUCUGGUGGGUGGGGAUGAUGCUGGGCUCUUCAUCCUGGACCCUCUCUUGGGGCAGGUCUUUCUCAACGCCAGCAAUGCCAGCAGCCUCGCUGGCAGCGAGCAGGAGCUGGUGGUCCGGGUGAGUGACGAGGGGGACAUCCCCCUGCACACCCUGGCCCGGGUCUGCUUAGUUUUCCGGCAUCACGGAGCGUUCUCCAAAAUCUCAGCCCAGCAUCCUGGGUGGCUGAGCCCGUCCAUGGUGGUCGUUAUCUGCCUGGCUGCUCUCCUGGGUGGCUGUCUUCUCCUUUUAGCUUUAACCCUGUCUUUGCGGAAGAAGGAGAAGAAGGACGGCAUGGCCUACAACUGUAGGGAGGCAGAGGAUGCCCGCAGGCAGCAACAGCUCAAGAAGCCGCACAGGCAGAUCCAGAAGACAGAUAUCCACCUUGUCCCGCUGCUCCGGGGCCGGCCCCGGGAGGCUGAGCACCCCCAUCCCUGCCAGGAAGAUCUGCCCAGCACAGCUGCCCCUGCGCCGGGGGGCUCCCCACAGUCUCCCCUCCACCUCACCCCCACUCUCUACAGGACCCUGAGAAAUCAGAGGACCCAAAAAGACUCAGAUGAGCAGCAGGGGACCUUGAACCUGCCCAUCCUGCAGCGCCGGCCCUGCCAGCCCCACAGACCAAAACACCUGGUGAAAGAGGCUGCGAGCCCCCCAGAUGCACCACCGCACUGCAAGAGCUUGGUGAAGCCACCGCAGGGGCCCCCUGUGGGUGCUGGGGGACCUGGGCAACCCCAGCCCCACCAGCACAUCCUCAGGAGCCUGGUCCGGCUGUCGUUGGUGGCACUGGCGGAGCAGAGCCCCACUGGGGAGUUUGUGAUGGAGUCACCCCCAGUGCAGCAAAUCUCCCAGCUGCUCUCUCUGCUGCACCAGGGCCAGUUCCAGCCCAAAACAAACCACAGGGGAAACAAGUACACAGCCAAGAAUGGCAGCAGGGCUGCAGGGCUGGAUGCUGACUGCCUGAGCACGAAGGACAGCGGGCACGGCGAGAGCGAGGCAGAGGACCGCGAUUCGGAGAGCGGGUUUGAGCUCUCGGUGCAGCAGCUGGUGGGAGAGGAGCUGGAGACCCUCCUGGAGCCACAGGCAGAGCUGGCCCUCAAGAGGCUGACGGCUGCUGAUCCAGCAUGGGUGGCUCGGCUCUCCUUGCCGCUCACCAGUAGUUACAAGGACAACGUCUUCUCCCCUGACUCUCUGCAGUCACCUCAGGAUGACGAAGCUGCCAGGCAGGAGAAACCGAGGACCUUUGAGACCUUUGGCAAAGGUGCUGGGGCUGACUCGAAUGCCGCUGGGACAAGACUGGCCAGCACUUUCCUUUCAGAAAUGAGUACCCUCUUUGAAAUGAUUUUGUCCCAGAAGGUCCAAGUCCACAAUGAAACAGGCUCGGGGCUUCUGCGGCAGCUGUCGGCACAUGGGAAGAGCCUUGGGCUGGAAGACAGUGCUCCUGUUCUGUAGGCAGCUUGGCGGCUGUGAUAAGGAGAUAAGAGUCACAUACAGCUUCUUUCU
Molecule: messenger RNA, 3510 nt
Organism: Cariama cristata (Red-legged seriema)
Lineage: Eukaryota; Metazoa; Chordata; Aves; Cariamiformes; Cariamidae
Gene: PCDH12
Product: protocadherin 12
Biological process (GO): homophilic cell-cell adhesion
Cellular component (GO): plasma membrane
Molecular function (GO): calcium ion binding
Source: RefSeq, a predicted model, not a curated record